AUGUCUUUAUUGGAAUCUAACGAUAUCGACUUACACCCGAGACAUGGAGAUCAUCAUUUUGUCAAUGUCAAAUAUGGCUACGUGAUUCUUGCCUUUUCACUCGUUCAUAUAAUAUGUCGGCUUGGUUCAAAGAAUGUUUAUUUGAGACAAUGGUCCAGUACCGGGAGCCACAGUAGACUCUUGAGAAUGUAUAGCUCAAUACCCACUUGGGUAGUGAUAGCACUUUGGGUAUUGUGUAUUUUCUUUGUGGGUGGACACCAUAUUGAAGAUCUUAGCGAAGAGUAUGUUGUCGUGGCGAAAAGGUAUGGGCGUAUUGCAUAUUGUCUAAUCCCCUUGAACAUAUUUUUGAUUUUACGUCCUACCAAUAUUUAUUUUUGGAAGAUUGGAUAUUACCUUGAAAACUUGAACUUACAUAAAUGGUUAUCUAGAUUGAUUGCCUUGUGUGCUACGGUACACGCCGUGACUUACACUGUUAAAUGGCUUAAAGAAGGUGCCACUGCAGAAAAAUCAUUUAAAAUAUUAAAUCUUUUAGGAGUAAUUACAUUUUACCUUUUCGUGGUUUUGGUGGUUAUAUCAGUCCGAAUCCUUAGAAGGCGCUUUUACAACUUCUUUUAUAUCUUCCACAAUAUUACGGCCUGGUCAAUGGUAUUACUAAUAGCACUUCAUGCACGUCCUGGUGUCAGCAUUAUUGCAUUAUUGAAUUUGGCAUUAUUGAUGUAUCAACUAUAUCUCCGAUACAUUUCAGUGUACAAAGUAGACAAUAUUAAAGUCAUAGAUAGCCCUGGAUCAACAUUACAGUUAAUCAAUAUUAAUGUCCCCGGGAAGUUCCCAAGCUGGUUACCUGCAUCUCACAUUAGACUUAAUUACUCACGCCGGAAUAUAAGUUCCUGGGUCUUACCUACUCAUCCAUUUACAAUAGCAACAAUAACUGAAGAUAAUACACCAAAUAUUUCUCUUAUAGUGAAGAAAAAUAACUUUCAAUUUAAUACCAAUCAGGAUUAUCUUCUUACUGGGCCAUAUCCUUCAUUGCCACCACCCUUUUUCAAUUCAGCUAAACUGGUUAAUAUAAUAUGUGGUGGUUCAGGUAUUUCCUUUGGACUUCCAGUUUUCAAUUAUGUCAAAACCUGUAAUACUUUCAUUCCCAUUAAAAUGAUAUGGUGUGUUAGAAAUCAGUCAGAUACCUUUAUAACAAAGCAUUUGGAUAUGACAGGUGUGCAAGUGUACAUUACUUCUAUUCUUGAUUCUGCACCAGGUGAAUCUUCUGGUUCUUCGAAAACAACUCCAGAUAGCUCCACUGCAUCUUUGCAGCAGCUUCCUGUCUUUGUUAUUGAAGAUGAAGAACAAACGCACGGAUUAUUGGAUGAUGAUAUCGAAUUGCAAACUUUGAACCCAGGAAAGGAAGGCAGUGAACGCCUCCCUGAAAAAUCAGCAAAUACAUUCAACUUAGGAAGACCUAAAUUAGAUGAGGUUUUUGCUAUUGAUGACCCUACUACAGUUGAAGAUAAGAAAAAUUGCUGGGUAAUUGCUUGCGGUCCAGAUGAAUUAAUUAAGGAUGCAAAAACCUGGGCCAAGGACCGCGAAUAUGAAUUCUUUUUUGAGAAAUAUGAGAUGUAA
This is a messenger RNA of Spathaspora passalidarum NRRL Y-27907, 1614 nucleotides long. RefSeq names its product putative metalloreductase. The record is from RefSeq and is a predicted model, not a curated record. The transcript has a single exon. Gene Ontology annotation, cellular component: plasma membrane. NCBI's taxonomy places the organism in Eukaryota, Fungi, Ascomycota, Pichiomycetes, Serinales, Debaryomycetaceae. The coding region runs from base 1 to 1614 and encodes 537 amino acids. Gene Ontology annotation, molecular function: oxidoreductase activity.